CCAUGAGCAAGAUGGCGGAACUUCCGGCUCCGCACUUCCGCAUCCGGUCCCGGCAGCAGCGGCGGCGGCGUCAGUCCUCGGUUCAGCGCUCCGGCGGAGAGGUUGUGUCGUAGGCGGCUGACAGCUGCACCGAGGAUGAUCGAAGUGGUGUGCAACGAUCGUCUGGGCAAGAAGGUCCGCGUGAAAUGCAACACCGAUGACACCAUCGGGGAUUUGAAGAAACUGAUCGCAGCCCAGACAGGCACCCGCUGGAAUAAGAUCGUCCUUAAGAAGUGGUACACCAUCUUCAAGGACCACGUGUCUCUGGGGGACUAUGAGAUCCAUGACGGCAUGAACCUGGAACUGUAUUAUCAGUAGAGGACCUCGAUUCCCUUCUCCUCCCCCUGCCCCGCUCCCAUGCUGCUGUGGGCAUCUGUUUUUAAUGGUUUAUGUCAAUAAAACAAUGAAAGAACCCA
Erinaceus europaeus (western European hedgehog) is the source of this 455-nucleotide messenger RNA. RefSeq names its product ubiquitin like 5 (gene UBL5). Bases 136 to 357 code for a protein of 73 amino acids. NCBI's taxonomy places the organism in Eukaryota, Metazoa, Chordata, Mammalia, Eulipotyphla, Erinaceidae. The transcript is spliced from 5 exons. Gene Ontology annotation, molecular function: protein tag activity; protein binding. The record is from RefSeq and is a predicted model, not a curated record. Gene Ontology annotation, cellular component: nucleus; cytoplasm. Gene Ontology annotation, biological process: protein modification process; mRNA splicing, via spliceosome.